UGAUAAACAUGUGGAUUGUAGGUAUAAAAAGAUCGUGAAAGAUAACACGGUCUUACUACAAAACACAGCUUGAAAUAUGUGUUCGAUAUAGUACUUACUUCAGAAACUGGAUACUUAAAAUUACUAUACAAAGAUGAUUGUGGGAUACGGAGCAGUGACGCAGGCCCUUCUCGGCACCCUUCUGACGUGGGGACUUACAGCCGCGGGAGCCGCUUGUGUAUUUUUUAUUCGAGGAAAACAUCGAAAGCUGUUGGAUGUUUCGCUAGGCUUUGCCGCUGGUGUGAUGACCGCGGCCUCGUACUGGUCUCUCUUAGAGCCAGCUAUAAAAAUGUGUGAAGAGUCAGGCUAUUAUGGUGACAAGGGACAGUACGCAUUUAUUCCAGUUGCAAUGGGUUUCCUGUUUGGAGCUGUAUUUGUGUUUGCCACUGACAGAUUUUUGGAUUAUCUGGGAAUCAAUUCAACAAACAUGAUGAUAACAAUAACAAAAAGCAAAGACUCCAAAGAAAAACUAGAAGACUUAGAAAUGAUGACAGCUCUCAACAGGCGGCCGUCGAACCCCACAGUGGUCACGCUGGAACCACAGCCCAUAGAGUUCACUGAUUGUAUAUCAAACCAGCACACGGCACAGAGGCGGCGUGGUCAUCACCAAUCCCAGAACUCACUCAAAACAGACGGUGGCGAAGGCGACCGCCGCGACAGUUUGCAGCGGACGCUGGAAGCGCGACAGUCGCAGUGGAAAAGGAUAAUGCUGCUGGUGGUAGCCAUCACGGUCCACAACAUACCGGAGGGCCUGGCUGUUGGCGUUGCCUUCGGUGCCGCAGCUUCGUCCUCACAAGCCUCCUUCCAGAGUGCCAGAAAUUUGGCGCUUGGAAUCGGUAUCCAGAACUUUCCAGAAGGCUUAGCUGUUAGCUUGCCGCUACAGUCCGCAGGAUUUUCCGUAUGGAGAUCAUUCUGGUACGGUCAGUUAUCGGGCAUGGUGGAGCCAGUUUUCGGCGUGUUGGGAGCGGUGGCGGUAGCGGCCGCCCAGCCCGCUCUACCAUACGCGCUGGCAUUCGCGGCAGGCGCCAUGAUUUAUGUCGUAGCAGAUGACAUCAUACCGGAGGCUAAUGCAUCUGGCAACGGAAAGCUGGCGACUUGGGGCUGUAUUGUGGGCUUCAUGGUCAUGAUGUGCCUCGACGUGGGACUUGGAUAAGCCCAGCUCACACGCCUUGCCUUCAACACUAAUUCUCAACAUUAACGUGCUCUGCCUCAUGGAAGUAAGGUACAGUGACUGGAAAACAAGUAGUCCCAUCUGGACCCGAGGCGUAUGGCUGCGCAGUGUACAAACUGAUCUUAUGCUGGCCGUAUGGACGUUGUGCGUAACUGCUUAAAACGCCAUAUUGCGACUUCAGAUUGGGCUUCUUAUUUUACGAGAACUGUAGGUACUAUCACAUUACAGACUCAAUACAAUUCAUUAUUAUCGCUUAAUUAUCUCGUCCCUUUAGCAGUUUUGUGCACUAACAUGCACGCCACGAUGUUAUUAUGUCUACUAUUUUCUCUUCCUAUUUAUAAUAUGAGAUAAGACGAAACAAUUAAAGUUAGAAGAUUCAGAGUUACCGACAUAGCUGAACGAGUCUCAUAACUGAAGUGACAAUGAGCGGGCACAUAGCUCCGAAAACUCAUAGACUUUGGGGUCCCGAGGAGUUUAAAUGGUGACCUCGCAGUGUUGGUAGAUCUCCGACGAGGUCGACAGAUACCAACAAACGAGUCGUAGGGAGCCGCUGGACCCAAGCGGCACAAGACCCUGGUAUUCGGAACUCCAUACAAAAUACCUAUGUCCAGCAGUGGUCGUCCAAUUGACAUGACGAUGUAAUGAAGGCGAGAAAAUAGGUAGACAUAAUUAUGUCGUGGUUGACACAGGGUAGGCAUUAAACAGACAGGAUGACUGUAAUAGGGUAAUCUGUAUUAUUAUUGGCAACUAUAUUCUUUGUAACAAAUGUCAUGUUUGUGUAAAGCUAUAGUAUAUUCUCAAAAAUUCUAUAACUCUCAUUUAGGAAAUUUUGAAAAAAUAUGAAACCCACCUCAUGUGACUUAUACAAUCUAAAAAUAGACGAAUACAUGUUGAUAUUUGACAGAGUAACGCCAAAUUCAACGGCGACUUUGUUUGUUUACUACAACCACAUUGGCAAAAAGCCACACCACCCCACGCUGCAUACAAAACUAUAUCCAGAAACAAUAUCAAUGCCAUGCCAUGUACCUCUCUUAUUUCCGGAGUUAUAAAUUAAAAAAAAUGUC
Pararge aegeria (speckled wood butterfly) is the source of this 2274-nucleotide messenger RNA. RefSeq names its product zinc transporter ZIP11 (gene Zip48C). The coding region runs from base 134 to 1192 and encodes 352 amino acids. The record is from RefSeq and is a predicted model, not a curated record. The transcript has 7 exons. Gene Ontology annotation, molecular function: zinc ion transmembrane transporter activity. Gene Ontology annotation, cellular component: membrane. Lineage: Eukaryota; Metazoa; Arthropoda; Insecta; Lepidoptera; Nymphalidae. Gene Ontology annotation, biological process: zinc ion transmembrane transport.